Vidua chalybeata is the source of this 9106-nucleotide messenger RNA. RefSeq names its product Ral GTPase activating protein catalytic subunit alpha 1 (gene RALGAPA1). Gene Ontology annotation, cellular component: nucleus; cytoplasm. The transcript has 40 exons. The record is from RefSeq and is a predicted model, not a curated record. Bases 233 to 7891 code for a protein of 2552 amino acids. Lineage: Eukaryota; Metazoa; Chordata; Aves; Passeriformes; Viduidae. Gene Ontology annotation, molecular function: GTPase activator activity. Gene Ontology annotation, biological process: positive regulation of GTPase activity; regulation of small GTPase mediated signal transduction.
AGGAAGAAGGGGGAGUCCAGGCCCAGCCCGGCCCCCCGGCCCGCGGGGAGUUGGCUCCGCGCCGCGCCCCGCCGCCCUCGCCGCAUCGCAGUCGGGAGUCAGGACGAGGAGGAGGUGGAGGCGGCGCUGCCGCCUCUGGCUAUGUAGGGGCCCCAGAGCGGGCAGAUCCGGAGGCCGCUGUCCGCCUCUGGAGCUCGGCGCCGGGGCCGGGCCCGAGGCCGGGCCCGGCGGGAUGUUUUCCAAGAAGCCGCACGGGGACGUGCGGAAAUCCACGCAGAAGGUGCUGGACACCCGCAAGGACCCACUUACCCGACUCAAGCACCUCCGCGUCCUUAUCGACAAUGCAGAAUCAAUUGAUCUCAAACAGUUUUUUGACCUACAUUUUUCACAUAUAUAUUAUGUGUUCUUUGAAAACUUUGUGACUAUUGAAGUGGGCCUUAAACAAAAAGGUCACAAGUCGCAGAGAGAAGAAUUAGAUUCUAUUCUUUUUAUUUUUGAGAAAAUUUUACAGCUCCUUCCUGAAAGGAUUCAUCAGAGGUGGCAAUUUCAUAGUAUUGGGUUGAUUUUAAAGAAGCUUCUGCACACUGGAAAUUCAUUAAAGAUACGUCGAGAGGGUGUGCGUCUCUUUCUUUUGUGGCUGCAAGCACUUCAAAAUAACUGUAGUAGAGAACAAUUAUGGAUGUUUUCUUGCUUGAUUCCUGGAUUUUCAUCACCACAGUCUGAAUAUGGCCCCCGAACACUAGAUAAUCUUAUUAAUCCUCCCCUUAAUGUCCAAGAAACUCAAGUGACUCUAGAAGAAAUCACUCCACUUGUUCCUCCACAAUCAGGAGAUAAAGGACAAGAAGAUUUAACAAGCUAUUUUUUAGAAGCACUUUUGAAAUACAUGGUAAUUCAGGUUAAGAGUUUAGAAUGGAAGAACAAGGAAAACCAGGAAAAGGGAUUUUCAUUUUUAUUCUCAAAUUUUAAGAAAUACUACUUACCUUCUAUUUUCCCAAACAUCUGUAAGGAGACCAGCUUGUAUAACCCUAUACUUGAUAUACCACAAAUGAGACCAAAGCCACACUACGUAAUAGUUAAGAAAGAUGCUGAAACCAAUGAGGCAAUCUAUUGCACAAAGGAACCUUUCAUUAAGGCUCGUGUUAUUGUCAUUCGAUGGUUGGUGUCUUUCUGGCUUGAGCCAAAACCUCAUACAGGACCUCAUAUUCCUGGGAUGGAAGGUGAAAAUGUGCCAAAGAAUAUUCAGAGAGCAGCUGCUAGCAUGGCUUCAAGGGAGGACAGCAAAAAUGAAAGUACUGAUAAGCAGGAUAGAAAUACAGAACCAGAACAAUCUCAUUCUAAUACAAGUACUCUAACAGAGAGAGAACCAAGUUCUUCCAGCCUCUGCAGUAUUGAUGAAGAGCAUUUAACUGAUAUUGAAAUUGUCCGGAAAGUCUUCUCUUCUAAAAGAAGCAAUGUUAAUUUUCUAACUGAGAUUUUUCGACAGGCAUUUCUGUUGCCAAUAUGUGAAGCAGCUGCCAUGAGGAAGGUGGUGAAGGUGUAUCAAGAAUGGAUUCAACAAGAAGACAAACCUUUAUUUAUGAAAGAACCUGAAGAAAUAAUGCAGUGCACAGCUGUAGAUUGUGAUGAAAAUGUUGACCAUAAUUCAUCAGAGAAAGGAAAAGAAAGAGAAGAGGAAAAAGGGAUGAACUCCAGUCAUGGAGUUAGAAAUUCAAACUGGACAAGAAAUGGCUGUUAUGAAGAUGCUUUGCAUAAAACAUCUGAAAUUGAUACUGAAGAGCAAAAUGUACGAGCUGGAGUGCAAUCAGUAUUGCAGGUUUUUAUAAUAAAUUCUUCAAAUAUAUUUUUUCUUGAACCUGCAAAUGAAUUUAAAGCUCUGCUGGAUGAACACACUGAUAUGUGCAAACGCGUUCUCAAUAUCUACCGCCACAUGGUAGUCCAAGUGACUAUGGACAAGAAGACAUGGGAGCAGAUGCUACUUGUGCUGCUCAGGGUAACUGAAUCUGUGCUGAAAAUACCACCCCAAACUUUCUUGCAGUAUCAAGGAAGAAAAAACUCCACUUUAGCUGGAAGACUUGCAGGACCUCUUUUCCAGACUCUUAUAGUAGCUUGGAUCAAAGCAAAUCUAAAUGUGUACAUUUCUCGAGAACUUUGGGAUGACUUGCUGUCUGUAAUGUCAUCACUGACAUACUGGGAAGAGCUGGCCACUGAGUGGUCACUGACAAUGGAGACACUUACUAAAGUAUUAGCUAGAAACUUGUAUAGCCUGGACCUCAGUGACCUGCCACUGGAUAAAUUAAGUGAGCAGAAGCAGAAAAAACACAAAGGCAAAGGAGUUGGGCAUGAAUUCCCAAAGUCUUCUGUUGAUAAGUCCUUUUCUAGAGGCUGGAGCCGUGACCAGCCUGGACAGGCACCCAUGAGACAGCGCAGUGCCACAACCACCGGCUCUCCAGGAACAGAAAAGGCGAGGAGCAUUGUACGGCAGAAAACAGUGGACAUUGACGAUGCUCAAAUUCUUCCACGUCCACCUCGAGUCAGACAUUUUUCUCAGAGUGAGGAUGCUCCAAGUGAAGUUUUUGGUGCAUUAAAUGAAGAACAGCCACUGCCACGAAGCAGCAGCACCUCUGACAUCCUGGAACCAUUCGCAGUUGAACGAGCCAAAGGUGCAGUUCCUGUCCUUGACAGUUCAUCCCAUCAUGCUCCAAGCUUACAGAAUUCCACUGAGACCUCUUCAAUGCAUAGAUCCACUGAAAGCCAUAUCACUGAUACAAAUAGCAGAGAGUCCUCCUUGGAAGUUGGGGAUAGUAUUUAUGACCAUCUUUGUCAUUUAAUAGGGCCGGUAGAAUUUGCAAACACUGCCUUUGAACAAAGCCAAUGUGUUGACCUUGAAGGUGAAGAUGAUCUCCUUUCCUCUCUGAGAGAAUAUCUUUAUAAAGAAAAAGAAGAACUUUGCGGUAACUUUGAGAUAGAUAAAUAUGAGGCUUCUGCUCAUGAAGUUGAUACAUCAGUAAGUAGGAAUGAUAGAUUACUACUGGAUGGAUUAGAAAAUAGAGAUCAGACUGGUCAAUGCACAACUAGCAACACUGUUGUAGAAAGAGCCAAUAACACAGAGCUGCAACUAGAACAAAAUCCAUGUGGCUUUAUAAGCAAUAUUGCACCUACUCAAGUAGACUUUUUUACAAGAAAUCAAGCACUCAAUAAAGCCAGACAGUUAGAUAUUGAUAAACAAUAUGAAAGCAUGUUUGAUCAUGGGUCAAGUAAUCCUAGCAGCAAAGAAGGGAAGAGAUAUCUGUACAGGCAAGCAGCCACUGAAACUGAUGUAGAUUUAGUUGUGGAAGCACCGGUAGCUGAAAAGCAUAAAAGUGCCCAGUUUAAUGAAAAAGCGACCAACUCACGUAUUGUCCAUGCAAAGAAAAUUCUUCCUAAAGCACAAGUUGAUCCUCAAAUGCCUCACAUCACAGGCACAAGCAAACUGGCACCAACUAAAAGAAGUAUAUCUGAAACUGUAACUCAUAGGGCCAAAAUCAUGAAAAUAGCAACUAAAAAAAGAAACAGCGUUCAUGUUACUUUUAGGCCAUCUACAGAAUCGGUUCAGUUUUACAAUCCUCUUGAGAACAAAGAGGCUGCUUGGAAAGCAAGACUUCGUAAACUUGGUGGCUUCAGUAGUAGCAGUAGUGGUAGCAGCAACAGCAGUACCAGUGCAAGCAGUAGCUCAUCAGCUGCCACAGAGCUUGUUAGACCUGGAAUAUAUAGGCAUCUAGAUGCAGUCAAUGCUGCUUCGGCUAGCAGCAAGCAAGUUAAGGAAUCUACAGAAACUCAAGCAGCUGUGUUGCAGAAAGAAGGUCUUGCUCUUAGUCAGUUCCAAUGUCGUAGUGCCUUUAGAGCAUCAGGUCAGGAGUCGGCACAACAGCAGGGCUCCCUGGGUGGUGUUUAUAAAACUGUUGUACAUGCUCUUUCGAAGCCGAAGGCAAAUGUUUCCCCACAGAGGCAGAACAGAAUGCCAGCAGAGGCUCCACUGAGGGAUCUGUACAGUCAUGUAAUGGGCUAUUUUGGAAGGAAAGCUGCAGCUAAUAGAGAGGACAUGAGUCAAAAGCUGCACCCUGUUGAUAGUGAUAUUGGCAGUAGCAAUACAAAUGUUCCUGACCUCAUGGAUGAAUUUAUAGCUGAGAGACUCCGCAGCGGUAAUGCACUGAAUGUGACAAGAAGAGGAAGCAGCCCUGGAAGCCUGGAAGUUCCUAAAGACCUUCCUGAUAUAUUGAACAAGCAGAACCAAAUGCGUCCUGUGGAUGACCCAGGCGUGCCUUCCGAGUGGACGUCGCCCGCCAGCGCGGGCAGCAGUGACCUCAUCAGCUCCGACAGCCACUCCGACUCCUUCAGCGCCUUCCAGUAUGAGAGCCGCAAAUUUGAAAAUUUCAGCUUUGGCACUGAGGCAGGGACACCAGCUUCUACUGACAUUGAUGCAAUUUCAGGACAGCAACAAAGUGCUGAGGAACAAGAAGUGGCCAGUCUAACUACACUCCACAUAGAUUCAGAAACAAGUAGUCUCAAUCAGCAACCAUUGUCUGCUGAAGCUGCAACUAUUACUGGCUCUGAAAGUGCUUCUCCAAUCCAAUCUGCUCUUGGAUCCCGAUCACAGACACCCUCUCCUGCCACUCUGCAUGCAGAUCAUAAUGAGCAGAAGGAUCUGCAGCUGGAUGAGAAGCUCCACCACUCUGUUUUACAGACGCCAGAUGACCUAGAAACUAGUGAAUUCCCCUCAGAAUGUUGCAGUGUGAUGGCUGGGGGAACACUUACAGGAUGGCACGCAGAUGUUGCUACUGUGAUGUGGAGGAGGAUGCUAGGAAUUCUGGGAGAUGUCAACAGCAUCAUGGAUCCAGAAAUUCAUGCCCAGGUUUUUGAUUAUCUGUGUGAACUGUGGCAGAAUCUGGCCAAGAUAAGAGACAAUCUUGGUAUUUCAACAGAUAACCUAACUUCACCAUCUCCCCCAGUUUUAAUUCCACCAUUGAGAAUUCUAACACCAUGGCUCUUCAAGGCAACAAUGCUGACUGAUAAAUACAAACAAGGAAAGCUACAUGCUUAUAAGCUUAUUUGUAAGACAAUGAAACGAAGACAAGAUGUUUCUCCAAACAGGGAUUUUUUAACUCAUUUCUACAAUAUAAUGCACUGUGGACUUCUUCAUGUUGAUCAAGAUAUUGUCAAUACAAUCAUCAAGCACUGCUCUCCUCAGUUCUUUUCACUUGGUUUGCCUGGUGCUACCAUGCUUAUUAUGGAUUUCAUUGUAGCAGCAGGAAGAGUGGCUGCUUCUUCUUUCCUCAAUGCACCAAGAGUUGAAGCACAGGUUCUUUUAGGAUCUCUAGUCUGUUUUCCCAAUUUAUAUCAUGAACUACCAGCUCUUCACCCAAAUAUUCCUGACAUUGCUGUGUCUCAGUUUACAGAUGUUAAGGAACUCAUAAUUAAAACUGUCUUAAGUUCGGCAAGAGAGGAGCCAUCUGGUCCUGCACGAUGUGUUGCUCUUUGCAGCCUUGGUAUUUGGAUCUGUGAGGAGCUAGUCCAUGAAUCACAUCAUCCUCAGAUCAAGGAAGCAUUGAAUGUGAUAUGUGUUUCUUUAAAGUUUCCAAAUAAAACAGUAGCCCAAGUUGCCUGCAGUAUGCUGAACAUGCUGAUACAUUAUGUAAAUAGACUUCAACUCUAUCAAGCUGAUUCACCUUUAAGAAUUAUUCAAAUUCUGAUAGCAACUAUUACACAUCUGCUACCCAGUACAGAAGCUUCCUCUUAUGAGCAGGACAAGAGGUUGGUGGUUUCUUUACUUCUGUGCUUAUUGGAUUGGAUAAUGGCCUUGCCAUUGAAGACUUUGCUGCAGCCUCUUCACACUACAGGAACAGAAAAUGAUAAGACUGAAAGAUCUGUUCUUAAUUGUAUAUAUAAGGUUCUGCAUGGAUGUGUCUAUGGGUCUCAGUGUUUCAGCAACCCAAAAUAUUUUCCUCUAAGCCUUUCUGAUCUGGCAUGUAUGGAUUAUGAUCCUUUUAUGCAUUUAGAGAGCUUAAAGGAACCAGAACCACUGCAUUCUCCAGACUCAGAGAGGUCUUCUAAACUUCAGCCAGUUACAGAAGUGAAAACUCACAUGCAACAAGGAUUAAUUUCUGUUGCUGCUCGUACUGUGAUAACACAUCUAGUCAACCACUUAGGCCACUAUCCUAUGAGCGGAGGUCCUGCUAUGCUGACCAGUCAAGUGUGUGAAAACAAUGACAAUCCAUACAGUGAAAGUCCUGAGCUUUCUCCUGAACUUUUUGAGAACCCAAAUCUUCAAUUCUUUGUGUUAAACAAUACUUCCCUGGUGUCUUGCAUACAAAUCCAAGCAGAAGAUGAAAUGCCUGGGGGAGGACUGUCUGCUGGACUUGCAUCAGCUAAUUCAAAUGUUAGAAUUAUAGUGCGUGAUCUGUCUGGCAAAUACUCGUGGGAUUCGGCCAUUUUGUAUGGACCAUCGUCUUUAUGUGGAUCUUCACAACAAGCAUCUUUUGCACUUUCAUUAUCUCAGCAAGAUAAACCAGAAGAUGCUCUUUCAUCUUUUGAGCAUGUGGAGGAUGUAUCUGCAAGAGAUGGAAUUACACUCCAAGUUAAAAGGAAAUUUAGAGACACUGUACCAACAUGGGAUACAAUUAGGGAUGAAGAAGAUGCUCUUGAUGAGCUGCUGCAGUAUUUAGGUGUUACAAGCCCUGAAUGCUUACAGAGAACUGGUGUUUCACUCAACAUCCCUGCUCCUCAACCAGUCUGCAUCUCAGAAAAGCAGGAGAACGAUGUCAUCAAUGCAAUUCUGAAACAGCAUACAGAAGAGAGAGAGUUUGUUGAAAAGCAUUUCAAUGAUGUAAAUAUGAGGGCUAUGGAGCAGGACGAGCCAACUUCACAAAAGCCACAGUCAGCAUUUUACUACUGUAGAUUACUUCUCAGUAUACUAGGAAUGAAUUCAUGGGAUAAAAGAAGGAGCUUUCAUCUCCUGAAGAAAAAUGAGAAGUUACUUCGAGAACUCAGAAAUUUGGACUCAAGACAAUGCCGAGAGACACACAAGAUUGCAGUGUUUUAUGUUGCUGAGGGACAGGAAGAUAAACACUCCAUUCUUACGAAUACUGGGGGAAGUCAAGCCUAUGAGGAUUUUGUAGCUGGUCUUGGCUGGGAGGUAAAUCUCACAAACCAUUGUGGCUUUAUGGGAGGACUGCAAAAAAACAAAAGCACUGGAUUGACCACUCCAUAUUUUGCUACCUCAACUGUGGAAGUAAUGUUCCACGUGUCAACAAGAAUGCCUUCUGAUUCAGAUGACUCUUUAACAAAAAAGCUAAGACAUUUAGGAAAUGAUGAAGUACACAUUGUCUGGUCUGAACAUACUCGAGAUUAUAGAAGAGGAAUAAUUCCAACAGAAUUUGGUGAUGUUCUUAUAGUUAUCUAUCCCAUGAAAAACCAUAUGUUCAGUAUCCAGAUCAUGAAAAAGCCUGAGGUUCCAUUUUUUGGUCCACUCUUUGAUGGUGCUAUUGUGAAUGGAAAAAUUCUGCCUAUUAUGGUUCGCGCAACAGCUAUAAAUGCAAGCCGUGCGUUGAAAUCAUUAAUCCCAUUAUACCAAAACUUUUAUGAGGAGAGAGCACGAUACCUGCAAACAAUUGUUCAACAUCAUUUAGAGCCUACAACAUUUGAAGAUUUUGCUGCUCAGGUUUUCUGCCCAGCACCUUAUCACCAUUUGCCCUCAGAGACGGGCUUCUGCCCAGAGACUCAGCCGGGAGAAACUCCAGCAGCAGCAACAGCACAGGUGGAUGGAACAGACUUAGCCUCUCCAAUGUCUCCUCGGACUAGCAAGAGCCGCAUGUCCAUGAAACUGCGCCGCUCCUCUGGCUCAGCCAACAAGUCCUAAGUGGCAAGAUGCCUGCAGCUUUCUGUUGAAGAGCACUGGCCACCCUUCCCGCAGCGACUCACCGCGAUUUGGGUUUUUUUACUGCUCACGCCUUUCAUUCAAGGAUAAUGUCUCUCAUGUGUGUGCACCUAUGCCCUGCAUACUCCUUUUCUGUAUGUUUAUUUUAAACAGUGACACUGGAAUUUACUUUAAUAUUUUAGCUUUGGGUUUUUUUUAUCAAACUCCAGUCUGCCGGGUUUUUUUUUCUUUGCAGUGCAGUUUGUACUCUGCACCUUUUACCUACUUGGAUGAUUAUGGAUGAUUAACUUUGGGUUUUAACUCCGGUUGAUCUUGCGUCAACAUGGAAUUGGAGACUGCAGUUGGAUUACACUAUAUUUAUUGUGCCCCAUUGCAAUUUUCUCUGUAACAAAGAAAGAAAUAUGUACAAUUUGAAAAUGAAUGUACAAUUUUAAAUUGAAGUUGCAUUUGUAAAGUCUUUGUCAGAUGUCACAAUGUUAAUGCACAAGAUGUGUACAGAUUAUUUAUGUUGAGAAUAAAAUAGUUCAAUUGCGUUUCAAGUAUCACAGAAUCCAAAUGAAAUAUUUUGCUCAUAGCACCCUUUCAUCAUAAAGCGAUGUAUCAUUUCAUAAUUCUGCAGAUAAUCUAUGCCAGAAAAAAAAAAUCACUGUCCUGAAAUUCUAUUUAUGCUUGGCUUCCAAAUAUUUUUAUAAUGUUUGCUUUUCCAAGUGGUGUCAAUAGUAAAUGCCAUUGAGUUUCAUGAGUUUUAGCCAUUAUCAUUAUGCUGUUUCAUCUAGAUGUAUAUUCUUUUUUCUUACAUUAAAAAAAAAAAUUUAAAAACAAACAAACGAACACUUUCCUGAUAAAAAUUCAUUGCUGUGAUGAUGGGUACUAGGGAAGAAAAGGGAACAUGCUCCGGGAGCCUGGCCUGAAAUGCUAAUAAUUUCAACCUUGUGAGCGCAGAUUAGUACACGACUUCCACCCACCCAGAGGUAUUUUCCUACAGAAAAUUAAAUGCUCACAUUUUGAGUCUAGUAAACAACAAAAUGCUGUUAACAAAAUGUAGCAUGGCAUCGGUACUAACUGCAUGUGUAAAUAUAUGGGCAACAAUAAAAAAAGAAAUUAUGUAUUGUCAUUCAUGUAGUAUCUACAAAUUUGUAAUGGUUGAAAAGAAGACAUGCUAUUUAAUAAUCCAAUAAAAUUAUUCUUACCACCUUU